CAAUUUGAAGUCACUGUGAAAUUGGCAACUCAGUACUUUAAAGUCGACAGAAUAUGCACACUCUGUACUAGUUAUUUCAAAACCUCCAACACUGCUGCCAUAACUCUCUCUCUCUCUCUCUCGACUCGAAUAAUGAAAUGGAAGCCAUCAGAAAACAGGCGACGAAGCUCAGAGGACAAGUUGCCAAGCAGCAGCAGGCACACAUUCCUCUCUCUCACUCUGCAAAAUUUACAUUUUCAGGCUGUUUUUUUAAAUGUAUUCGAAAAUUUUCUGAAUUAGUUUUUGAUUUUUUAGAGUAAUGUUGUCUGGAUAAGCCAUUUAAGCCUUUUAACCUCCCUUUCCUAAGCUACUUUGGACUACCAGCAAUAGCCACUUGAUGAACUCUGUCUUAAUUUGGUAAAUGAUAUAGUGCUAUACAUAUAGAGAUGAAUUUUGAAAGUUUUCGAAUAUGUGCAUUGUAAAAAACUAGCAAUUGUUUUGCUAAAUUGUUGUUCUACUUUUUUCUAUAGUUUAAUGUCAAUGUGUGUGCUUUAAUUUUUAAAAAAACCUUUUUGUCUGAAUAAUUGCUCUGUUUCUGAUGUUUCUUGUUGUUUGGGGGUUGGGUGUGUGUAUUUUCUACUAGGCCGUUCUCAGACAAUUCUCUGGUAAACUAAAUGGUUCAGACAACAUGGCAUCUGAUGAAGCUGAACUCCAGCAGCAUCAGAAGCUAGAGAAGCUGUACAUAUCCACUCGAGCUGCCAAGGUUAUCCUUCAUGUCACCUGUGCUCGGUCACGUUCUUAUAGACUCUGCCUCUGUUAAUUACUGUAUUAGCUAUCUAGUAUUUGACUAAUAUUGAUUUUAUUUGUUCUCCCAAAUUGUUUGGUGCUUGCCAGCAUUUACAAAGAGACUGAUACGAGGGUACUCGUAUCGGUCCCGGCAGCGCGAGGUCGCCGGAGAAGGGUUAGGUUCGUUCGCGGGAUCCUCCCGUCGAGCAGCCUAGGGUUCUCGGUCAAUUAAGGUUUGACGAGAUGAACUUGCGGAAAAAUAAAGUACGAAAAGAUAAAAGAACGGUAAAAGAUAAAUUGAUUUGAUAUAUCUCCAAUGAUUCAAAUGAAUAACAAUGUCCACUAUUUAUAAUAGUGGAUACCCUAACUUAAGGAACAAGAAAAUAAUCCUAAUAAAUAUGAAAAGAUAUGGUAAAUCAAUAACUAACUAAAUAAUAUAGAUAUGGGGGAUAUUCCCGAAGAUAUGCUCGUAUCAGAGACAUAGUUCGAGGCGUAGAGGGUUAUAUAGUAACUAGAUCCAAGCAGGUCGAAAUUGGUAGGUUUCUACCAUUUUUUCGGUGAUUUUUGCUCCAUGAAAUGCAAUGCAUAAUCUUCCUUAAAGAGUUUAAUCCUUGCAGGUACCAAGCUGUCAGAAGAUAGUAAAAAAUAUAGUAGUGAGAACACAUGUACUAGUGGGAGUACUCUCUCUAAAGUGGCACUAAGUUUUAGCAGUGCUCGUGCUCAAAUGGAAAAAGAACAUGACUGUUAUCUUAGAAUACUUGGAACACAGGUUACAGAGCUAUGGUUGUGGGAUCUGCCCUAGAAGAUGCUCGACAUCUUGCACAGCGAUAUGAUAGAGUGAGACAGCAGGUUGAAGCUCAGGGUGAGGGAAACAAACAAUAGUUCGGAUAUUACGUUAAAGCUAGAAGCUGCUGAAAUGAAGCUUAAUGAGCUGAAGUCGAAUAUGGUUACCUUGGGUAAAGAAGCAACGUCUGCAAUGGCAGCUGUUGAACACCAACAGCAGAGGUUAACUCUCCAGCGGCUUAUAGCCAUGAUGCUGUCUGCCCGUCAGCAAACUGAGGUUUUUCCAAAUCCAGCUCGAGAUACAAGAAGAAAUCCGGCCUCUGCAUAUAAUGAGGGUGAAAAUCUAUCUGCCUCAAAGCCAUAUGAUGGGUCAUUUGAUGGCACGGAUUACUUCUUAGGCGAGGUCAUCCAACCCUACCAAGCUGAGUCUGAUGUAGAGUUGACAUUAGCUCUUGGUGACUAUGUUGUCGUUCGAAAGGUGACCAACAAUGGAUGGGCCGAAGGUGAAUGCAAAUGUGAUGCCGGGUGGUUCCCAUUCGAGUUCGUUGAGAGAUGGGACCGUGUCCUUGCAAGCAAAGUAGCAGAAGUGUUUUAAGUUUUGAAUCCCUUCCAUGGCUUCAUGGUUCUUUCAUUCACAUGAAACCACUUAACUAAGAAGGAAAAUUGAUGGAUGGUAAGCUGAUUUAUGUUAUUCUAGGGCAGGGCAGGUGACACUCUGAUUUAAGAUAGAAAUGGCUGAAGUUAGGAUUUGAGUUUGCCAACAUAAAAUGUGUAGAGUUUGUAUGAUAAAUGAAAUUUGUGUUAUAAAUGUUUGCUUUAUAAUCAAAUUAUAUUGAGCUUUCUUUUA
Salvia splendens (bonfire salvia) is the source of this 2395-nucleotide messenger RNA. RefSeq names its product SH3 domain-containing protein 2. The transcript is spliced from 7 exons. Gene Ontology annotation, molecular function: protein binding. Bases 1682 to 2143 code for a protein of 153 amino acids. The record is from RefSeq and is a predicted model, not a curated record. Lineage: Eukaryota; Viridiplantae; Streptophyta; Magnoliopsida; Lamiales; Lamiaceae.